Acanthamoeba castellanii str. Neff is the source of this 387-nucleotide messenger RNA. RefSeq names its product copialike protein. The transcript has a single exon. Lineage: Eukaryota; Discosea; Longamoebia; Acanthamoebidae. The record is from RefSeq and is a predicted model, not a curated record. The annotation marks the transcript as partial.
AUGGUCUGUCUGAUCAACCUUGUUCCCAUCAGCUACUGCAACGCUGACUGGGGAAGCAACACAAUCAACUGCAAGUCCAUCUCAGGAUACUUCUUUGUGCUUGCUGGAGGACCUAUCAUGUGGACCUCUAAGGCACAGAUGACUGUUGCGCUCUCAUCCACUGAAGCCAAAUACCACUCAAUCUCUGAAGCUACCAAACAAGCCAUCUACAUCCACAAGUUCUUCUCAAGCCUCAACAUCAACAAAUCCAUUCCAAUCACUAUCCACAACAAUAACCAGAGCUCAAUAGCCAUCGCCAACCAACAACAAAUGAUGUUUCACUCACAGAUCAAGCACUAUGAUAUCAAGCUCCAUCAUGUCUGUGACUUGAUUGUGAAGGGUCUCAUA